Messenger RNA from Fusarium vanettenii 77-13-4, 1572 nucleotides. RefSeq lists its product as uncharacterized. The transcript is spliced from 4 exons. Lineage: Eukaryota; Fungi; Ascomycota; Sordariomycetes; Hypocreales; Nectriaceae. The record is from RefSeq and is a predicted model, not a curated record. Bases 1 to 1572 code for a protein of 523 amino acids.
AUGAGCAACAACGAAAAAUAUCCACAGGCACGCAAAGGCAAGCAAGAUGCCAAGCAGUCGCGGAAGCGUGCCCAGAAUCGAAUUUCGCAACAAUGCCGACGUGAGCGUGACUCUGCCAGAGCACGGCAUCUCGAACAUGGUCUUACAGCAAUCCAGUCGACGUCCAACCUGGACUGCGAAGACCGAUAUUCUGCCCUUGUUCAGUCGCACCUGAGACUUCUUGACGACAACGAAAGUCUCCAGGAGGCCUUGUUCAACUUUCGGAAGCGUCUCCUCAGCAUGAGCAAUGCCGCCGCUGCCGCCGCCGAGGAACCCGUCUUCGACUUGUUGCUAGACAAGCACAAGAUAAAGGGAGACCGAUCAUCUGUAUCGUCCAAGCAGUUGGACGGGCCAGACUCGUUCAAUGCGUCUGUUGGUGCCACAACAAGCCAGCCUGAAGCCACGACUGCAGAUGCCAACUCUUGGAAUAUCAGCUGCAAUAUCCCAAGCCCUUUCUCAUACAACCCUGGCCUGGGUCUCCCUCUCAACGAUUUUGCGGGUGCUACCACACUAAAUCUUGGAACCAACCUCUCCACGCUAGAAAGCUCCGUGGCAUUCAGUCAUGAAGCCCCGACACUAUUUGAUAUCCUGCCACAGAUCGGCACGCAUCAUACUCACGUUCGAUCUCCAACUGAGUUUGCCGACAAAGUUCUGAGUGCUUGUCGGCAAUACCUCGAGGAUGAGAUGAGUGCGACACCCGCAGGUCUCACGCUUUCACUGCGAGAGAUACAAAAUGAAGUCUUGUAUCAGCAAGUAUCGACAGCCGCAAUACGGUUGCUCAGCCGUGCUGCCGGAAUUGAGUCUUAUGUGUAUCACAUUGGUCGUGCAGAUUACCUCGAGAAAAUAGUACGAUGGCGGUUAAGUGCUCUUCCAGAUGAUGGUACCACCAUCCCGCAGCCUUUUGCGCCAACUCGUCUACAACAUCGACAAAACGGCAGAGUACUAAAACACCAUCUGCUGAUCGAUUUCAUCUGUUGGCCGGAAAUCAGAGAUCAAUGCAUUGUCAAUGCCUCGAGACUGGACUUGGACGAACUACAGCGCGACAUCGUCCUCAAUACUGUCAUCGAAAUUCCACCAUACGGCCUGGCGCUUAAUGUGUUUGAUUUCGUCAACAAUUGGAUUGAUAUACACCACCAUUCUUCUACCUAUGUCAGGAAUGCCGAUUGGACCUUUUUCAAGGCGAACGAAAAAGCGGACAGCUCUGCCAUAGAUCGUGAUCCAAUCGAGGGAGCGAUAUUACAAGAGCUGAGGUGCAUUAUUCACAAACAUACUGCAGCAAUCUCCGAGCUCGCAACGGCCACAGAUUCAAGCAUGAAUACGGCGUACGAGGCGUCAAAAUCUACACUUACUGCUGCUUCUUGGCGUGAAGGAUGCACAAGAAGCGACGCCAUGGCAGCUGGCAGAGGGCCGGAAGCAGACGCUGUGAAUUUUCUGUCAGCACAAGACACCAGUACCUGGAAGCUGAGCAAAAGCUUUGCAAGAAAAUAUCAUAUGAUUGAAUGUUCAUCAGGUAUGAAACCGCUAUGGACUUAG